Bursaphelenchus okinawaensis is the source of this 1240-nucleotide messenger RNA. The record is from the annotation of a GenBank genome assembly. Lineage: Eukaryota; Metazoa; Nematoda; Chromadorea; Rhabditida; Aphelenchoididae.
AUGCUUGUCACUAACGCUGUUGUGGACUUGUGUUACUGUGUUGUUACGGUUUUUACUGUACCGGUAAGGUUUUACGUGAAUGUUUAUUUUACGCUUUUUUUUGAAAAAAAAAAUUUUUUUUCAAAUAUUUUAUUAUGUUUAGUGCUUGUAAAAUACGCAUGAACUUCAAACUUAUAUUUAAAAUAAAAUUUUGUUUCAGAACGUUGUAUUUGCAUCAGAUGUCCUACUGAUUCUAUGGGAAUCUCCAGUACUAACCAGAAGACCAUUCGACGUUUAUUUCUGUAUGAUGAUUCAAACCUUUUUCAUUUACAUGUCGGUUUUUGUACUUCCAAUUCAAUUCUACUAUAGAUACAAAGUUGUAUCAUCGAAAGGCUGCAAGUACUCGUCAAUUGCUACAAUUAUUUUUUACUGUUCUUUGUAUCUUUUUUGUCAUUGUAGCGCAUUUCCGUAUACAUUUCAAUCGCCAAACGCCAGAUAUGACAAAAUGUUGUUGGAUGAAGGUGUUGAAGGAAAAGAGUUGAUUUACAUUGCUGGUGAUAAGGUAAGGUGUUUUCGGCUUACCCUACCCUACCCUACCCUACCCUACCCUACCCUACCCUACCCUACCCUACCCUACCCUACCCUACCCUACCCUACCCUACCCUACCCUACCCUAUCCUACCCUACCCUAUCCUACCCUACCCUAUCCUACCCUACCCUACCCUUAUCAUAUCUUUUUAUACUGUAUCCUAUACAACCUUUGUAAAUUAAAAUGUUUCAGGGAGCCAACCUAUGGAUUAUACCUCAUUUUGGUAGUUGUAUGUUGAUGGUAUCAGUAAGCUACAUCCUUAUUGUUAUAUUCUACCGUAAAACCAAAGCUCAUCUAAAACGAUUUGAAGUCCAUAUGACAUCUUCGACCCGCCGUGCUCAACGUCAAAUGACACGAAUCAUUCUGCUGCAAGCCUUCUACCCCAUCGUAUUACUUGGUAUACCCAGCUUUUUCUUUGCAUUCGCACCCAUUAUCAACUUCAAAUCGAAAAACUUGGGUGUCAUUUGUAUUGUCAGUGUCCAUCUAACGCCAUUUUUGAAUUCAUUGUCCGUUGUACUGUGUGUACCAACAUAUCGUCGUAUCACAUACAGGUUUAUUUGUCUUGCGAGUGGUUGUAAGAAUGUCAAUGAAAUUUCGGCCGAAACUACGAAUCCAAGAAGUAUUAGCAAGAAUACAAACAAAGGAAUGUCGAUGGAUACGCUACAAAGCUGA